Hippocampus comes (tiger tail seahorse) is the source of this 2049-nucleotide messenger RNA. It is a transcript of the gene p2ry6, whose product is annotated as pyrimidinergic receptor P2Y6. The record is from RefSeq and is a predicted model, not a curated record. NCBI's taxonomy places the organism in Eukaryota, Metazoa, Chordata, Actinopteri, Syngnathiformes, Syngnathidae. The transcript is spliced from 4 exons. Gene Ontology annotation, cellular component: plasma membrane. Bases 236 to 1336 code for a protein of 366 amino acids. Gene Ontology annotation, biological process: cellular response to pyrimidine ribonucleotide; phospholipase C-activating G protein-coupled receptor signaling pathway. Gene Ontology annotation, molecular function: G protein-coupled ADP receptor activity; G protein-coupled UTP receptor activity; G protein-coupled UDP receptor activity.
CACGCGCGUGGGAGGACCAAUAAACUUUGUGUGCCUCGGGGAAAGUGUAAAGAAUGCUUAGCGCGUCGCUUCUGAAAAGAUGGUAUCAUAAGUCCAACCUCCGUGUUGUAAAACAAUACUGAAGGAAUUCGUUAGAAGUUGUGCCCCACUACCAGCAGACGAGCCGCAGGAGUCUUCAUCUAUGGUGGAAAAUUCGUUUACCUGUUGAUUGUUGCCGUCAGUAAAGGACCUGAAGAUGCCACAUUUUUUUGAAUCUCUCACAACGGAAACUCUGAUCUCCAAAACCUUCACGUUGGACGUCUUCAAUACAAGUCACCAGUCCACAGAUCAAAACACAGCGGCCGUUCUGCUGCCCAUCGUCAUUAAUGUCAGUCGACAAGGAGUCCCACGCUGCACUUAUAAGGAGGACUUCAAACGGAUCCUCCUCCCGGCCGUGUACACAUUUGUCUUGCUGUUGGGCCUGCCGCUUAACGCGGCCGUCAUACUGAAGAUAUGGAGGGGGCGGCCCAGUCUGUCCCGCAACAACAUCUUCAUGCUCAACUUGGCCAUAGCCGACUUCCUGUAUGUGACAUCACUUCCCCUGCUCAUCUAUAACUAUGGCAGUCAUGAUUACUGGCCCUUUGGGGAGUUUUUAUGCAAACUGGUCCGAUUUCAGUUCUACAGUAACCUACAUGGCAGCAUCCUCUUCCUCACCUGCAUCAGUGUGCAUCGCUACAUUGGCAUCUGUCACCCACUGGCGAUGUGGCACAAGCAAGGUGGACGCAAACUGGCGUGGCUCAUUUGCGGAGGGGUGUGGCUGCUUGUGGUCUUCCUCUGCGCGCCCACAUUUCACUUUGCCUCCACGGGGAUUCAGCGCAACCGCACCGUCUGUUACGACUUAAGCACGCCAAAGCAGUCUUCGGACUACUACCCAUACGGCAUGGCCCUCACCUGCCUCGGCUUCCUCUUGCCUUUUACAGGUGUGAUGAUUUGCUACUGCAGAAUGGCCCACAUCUUGUGCCUCCCCGUGUCCUACCAAGGCGUCAACAUACAGACGAGGGACAAACGCGACAGGGCUGUGAAAAUGAUCAUUGUGGUGGCAGCUGCAUUCUGCGUCAGUUUUCUGCCCUUUCACCUCACCAAGACCUCAUACCUAGUAGUGCGCACGCUUCCGAAUGUGUCCUGCGAGACCAGAAAUCUGUUUUCUAUCAUCUAUAAGAGUACCAGACCAUUUGCCAGUAUGAAUAGUUUUCUGGACCCCAUUCUCUUCUACUUUACUCAGCCACGGUACAGACAGAGCACCAAAAGGUUUGUCCGCAGAGUCACCACCCUGAGGGAAAAGGACAGCAGUGCAUGAGUCAACGUGUGUGUGUGCGUGUGUGUGUGUGUGCGUGUGUAUGAUUUAUUUCUUUUUUUUUUCCUUGCUAAUGAGCACUGUGAACGGUAUAUUGUAACAUUGUAAGAUUCAAUUUCCGUCUUGAACUGUGCUCUAGUAUGUUGGAUGAAGUGAUACAGCAUGUAAAUUGUAUUUUAGGAACAUUGCAACCAGUAUUUGAUUCUGGAUUACGGCAAUAUGAUGGUCGAUGGUGUGGGAACAAGACUAAUUAUCGUGCGGUACUGUAUUAUGUUUUGUGCAAUACUUUUGGACCGUUUUAUAAAUCCUUGUUGCCUUUUCUCCACUAGGUGACAGUCACAUUCCAUUUCACCAAAGUUAUACAUUAGUUUUGCACUAAGCUUUUCUUGCACAUGAUCUCUCAUUUUGACUGUAAGGAUUUCGAGCCAUUCCAUUGUGCGGUAUUUGUUUCAUGAUACUGUGACACUGCUGAGGAUUAAUAAGUUGACUGAUUCUUGCGUUUAAAUGUGUUUACUUUUUGCAAUAUUUACUCUAGUGAUUACAUGUUUCAUGUGUGACAAGAGUGUUCUGAACUGUGCCAAAACAUGACAUAACCUUGGGCUAGCAUCAGCAAUACAGUUCUAUUUUGUUAGGUGAGUUAAAUCUGCUUCUAUUGUUUUGUUAGUGAACAACUUUUGGGAUGUUGACACACUGAUUAAACCUGUGACUACGAUUUA